Pristis pectinata (smalltooth sawfish) is the source of this 5877-nucleotide messenger RNA. RefSeq names its product EH domain-binding protein 1-like. The transcript is spliced from 19 exons. Gene Ontology annotation, molecular function: protein binding. The record is from RefSeq and is a predicted model, not a curated record. The coding region runs from base 396 to 4544 and encodes 1382 amino acids. NCBI's taxonomy places the organism in Eukaryota, Metazoa, Chordata, Chondrichthyes, Rhinopristiformes, Pristidae.
GCCCAGCGCUCCAGGCGGACUGUCCAGAUGUCAUUCAGUUAACACACGUGGGUCUGGGGUCUGGGGGUCCCGGGGGAGAGGGGAUCCGGCUGUGGGCUGAGCCCCAUCACCCAGGGGUCGGGGUCGGGGUCGGGGUAGGGGGGGGGUCCCUGAACCGGCAGAGGGAGAAGUUCUGUAAGUUUCACUCUCUGUUAACUUUAACCCAGCGCGUCUGGGCAACCUCUGCCGCAGCGGAGCACCGGAGCGGGGCUUUAACUUGCGGGCGGUGACAGGCUGACUCUGCCUCUGCUGAAGCAAACUUCUUCACCACCCCCCCCCCCCCCACCCCACCACCACCACCACCACCACCACCACCACCACCACCCCUUCCCCACCCUACCCCCGGCUCGGCUGCGAUGACUUCGGUGUGGAAGAGGCUCCAACGAGUUGGCAAGCGUGCGUUUAAGUUUCAGUUUGUCGCCUCGUAUCAGGAGCUGACCGUCGAGUGCACCAAGAAAUGGCAGCCCGACAAACUGAUCGUGGUGUGGACCCGGAGGAACAGGCGGGUGUGCUCAAAGCUACACAGCUGGCAGCCAGGAAUCAACAAUCCGUACCGCGGGAUGGUCAUCUGGCCGGUUCCUGAAAACGUCGACAUCACCGUCACGCUCUACAAGGACCCCCUCGCAGAGGAAUUUGAGGAUAAAGCGUGGACUUUUGUUAUCGAAAAUGAGAGCAAGGGGCGGCGCAAGGUGUUGGCGUCGGUGGACAUCAGCAUGAAGAAGUAUGCCAGCCCUACGCCCACGACCACCGACAUCAAAGUCCAGCUCAAGCCCCUCUCCGUCAAGGUCGUCUCUGCCACACUGUGGUUCUCCCUCUCCUGCGUCUUCCUGCAAGAAGGACGGGCCACGGACGAGGACAUGCAGAGCCUAGCCAGCCUCAUGAGCGUGAAGCAGAGCGACAUUGGCAACCUGGACGACUUCGCCGGGGAGAGCGACGAGGACGAAGGAGACAGGAGGAGGGUGCGGCAGGAAGACCGGGGGAGCAAAGUGAUGGAUACCAACGAGCCCCUCAGUGUUCUGGAGGAGGAAGAGGAACAUCAUGGGACAGGGCUUCAGCACGGACCCAGGGCCCAGUCAGCUCCAAUCCCAGAUAAAGGUGGCCAUGAGGCACCUCUGACCAAGGACACUCCUCAGCCGCCCUGCCCUGUUGCUCACGGAAACCCUUUUGAUCAGGACGAGCAGCCCUCUGUUCCAUUGGACGCAAACCGCAGCAUUCAGAAGCUGAGGACAGAGCAGCUGCCCCAGAGCGCCACGGGAGAGAGUUUGGUCAACCCGCCUGUACCGCAAGCGGCCCAUGUAAAGCCCGAUGGGCAGGAGUCAACAUCUGACCAGCAGCCAAUAGCCAGCGCCGUUGAACUGACCAAUCCCUUUGAAGACGCCCAGCUCAGUGACCGGGACCUAGAAGUCACCCCCAAACCCACUGCCAAUCAACUAGCCGGAGGAGCAAAGCACAAUGGGGUCUGGGAGGCCAAUAGUGCGAGGAGUGAGAGACCACUGCCCGCUCCCCGGCUAAAGAAGAGACAGAGCAGUCUGACCGUGUCAUCGGACUUCACGUCAUUGGCCAGUGGGGCCUCUCUGGACACUACAGAAACUUCAGACUCAUCGGGGUUGAUGGGCCCAUCAAGACCACUGCCUAGUGCCAUUAGCCAGGGCUCAGUGGUCAACCACAACCUGGCGGUACCAACCUCGUCCACCAGCAAUACCCAGGAAGGUGCCACCAGCGGUACUGUGCCAACACCCGGCUCCUCACCCGGGCCGUCUGAGCUGACUCCAUCGACGGCGGACACCACGUCGGCGCCAGCCAAUCAGAAGCAACCUGAGGCUAAAACCAAGCGGAAAGCCCCGCCGCCUCCGCUGUCCCUCAACGCAAGCUCUGCCUCCCCUGUCAAGGCAGAUACCAGCACAGAGACCUCAAGCCAGAAGAUGCCAGCAGAACCAUCAAUACAGACUCCCCGUCAGAGCACAGCACCGGUCAACCCCAGUCGCUACCUGUUGGACUGGUGCAAGGAGGUGACCAAGACCUACCCACGGCUGAAGAUCACCAACUUCACCACCUCCUGGAGGAACGGCCUGGCCUUCUGCGCCAUCCUGCACCACUUCCACCCGGGGCUCAUAGAUUACUCCUCGCUGGAUCCCCAAGACAUCAAGGCGAACAACAGGAAGGCCUUCGACGGCUUCGCCAGCCUGGGCAUCUCCCGGCUGCUGGAGCCGGAGGACAUGGUGCUGCUGGCCGUCCCCGACAAGCUGAUCGUGAUGACCUACCUGUGCCAGAUCCGGGCGCACUUCACGGGCCAGGAGCUGGACGUGGUGCAGAUCGAGGAGAACAGCAGCCGCAGCACCUACAAGGUGGGCCGCUUCGACUCCGACCCGCACCGCUCGCUCGACCCCGGACAGUUCUACCCGGAGAGGCGGCCGGCGGCCGGACCGCAGCCCCCCACCCGGCCCAAGCGGGAGGCCCAGCGGAGGGGCUCGGCCGGCGCUGGCCCCGGCCCCGGGGCGGAGGGCGGACCCGAGCCGGGGGACGUGCCGGUGCCGGUGCCCAAGGCCCGGCGGAGGAGCCGGGGAGCGGAGGCUGAGGGGGCGGUGACCACCUCACAGGGACCGGGCCCGAGCGCGGGGCAGCAUGGGAAGUGUGUCGCCCCGGUGCCCGAUGGGAAGACGGCGGGGACGCCCAUUAUCCAGACUGCUGUGAAACCGGAGGAGCACGGGAAGCAGGUCGUGGAGGUUCCUGCUACGAAGGAGCACGGGAAGCAGGUCAUAGGUGUUGCUGGGUCCCCCGCAGCGAAGGGUCAUGGGAAGCAGGUCGUGGAGGUGCCUGCUGCGAAGGAGCACGGGAAGCAGGUCAUAGGUGUUGCUUGGUCCCCCGCAGCGAAGGGUCAUGGGAAGCAGGUCAGUGGGAGCGCCGAGCCGCCUGCAGCUGAGGAACCUGGGAAGCAGGUCAGUGGGAGCGCCGAGCCGCCUACAGCUGAGGAACCUGGGAAGCAGGUCAGUGGGAGCGCCGAGCCGCCUACAGCUGAGGAACCUGGGAAGCAGGUCAGUGGGAGCGCCGAGCCGCCUACAGCUGAGGAACCUGGGAAGCAGGUCACAGAUGCUGUGGAGCCGGACGCACCGGCGGGCAAUGGGAAGCGGAUGGAUGAGGUCGCCGGGGCGCCGGAGGACCACGGGAAGCAGGUCACAGGGGAAGCGUCCGCCGCGGGGACUGCCCCGGAGGGUCAUGGGAAGAGGGUCACCCCGGGAGCGGCGGAGCCAGAUGGAAAGAUUGUGCGGGAGGAUGACGGGAAGAAGGUCUCCGGGGCCCCGCCGCCUGCGGAGGAUGACGGGAAGAAGGUCUCCGGGGGCCCACCGCCUGCGGGGGAUGACGGGAAGAAGGUCUCCGGGGGCCCGCCGCCUGCGGAGGAUGACGGGAAGAAGGUCUCCGGAGAGCCGCCGCGCACGGACGCCGACGGGCCAGCCGCGGUCAAGCCUGGCGCCGAGGAUGCCGGGAGGACGGUCGCCACCGCCGCCGAGGGUGCUGGGAGGACGGUCGCCGCCGCUGCCGCCGAGGGUCCCGGUGAGGACGGGCCGCCGCACCGUGUCCAAGGCCGGACUCCGCCGGCGAGGGAGCGCGGCGCCGAGGGGCCCUGCAGGCCGGAGCGGCCGCAGCGCUCGCUGUCGACGGAGAGCCGCUCCCCGGGCCGCUGCAGCCGCUCCGGCUUCUCGCACCUGAGGGACGCCGACCUGGUGAAGAAGCGGCGGUCGCGGCGGCGCAGCAGCUCGGUGGAGGAGGCGGACGGUGCCCCGGGGUCCGCUCCGGCCGAGGGGGCGGCCACCAAGGCCGAGCUGGAUGUCAGCGAGGUACAGAUCGAGAUCUGCCCGGAGCCCAGCGCCAAGCUGCCUUCGCCCGGACAGGGAAGAUACCAGCCGGGCACGGAACAGCGCACAGAGCUGAAGAGGCAGAAGUCAGCGCAGGAGGAGCAGUCAUGUGAGAAGGAGAACGUUCCCCAGAUCAAGCCCGAUGAAGACACUCCGCGGUUCCGAGACACCAGUCAGUACGUCCUGGGUGAGCUGAGUGCGCUCGAGAGCGAGCAGAAGCAGAUCGACUCCCGGGCUGCUGUCGUUGAGAAACAGCUCCGGCACCUGAUGGCGGCUGGUACGAGCCGGAUGGAAGAGGAACUUUUGAUCCAGGAGUGGUUUGUCCUGGUGAAUAAGAAAAAUGCACUGAUUCGAAGACAGGACCAACUGCAGCUUCUAGAGGAGGAGCAGGAUCUUGAGCGGAGGUUUGAGCUGCUGAACCGGGAGCUGAGAGCCAUGAUGGCCAUCGAAGAUUGGAAGAAGACCGACGCCCAACAGCGGAGGGAACACCUGUUACUGGAGGAGCUGGUCACCCUGGUCAAUCAGCGGGACUCCCUGGUGCGGGAUCUGGAUGCUAAGGAGAGAUUUGCGGAAGAGGAGGACGCUCGCUUGGAACGAGGGCUGGAACACCAGCGGCGGAGGUACAGCCGGCGAGAAAAGUGUGUGGUCAACUGAACGCGAGGCAGUGAGAGCGAGCGGGAGGGACGGGACGGGCCCCGCCCUUGGUCCGCCCCACUCGGAACCGGAGAGGAGUCGCUUGUCGUUGCUUCGAAUGGCCGCCACUGUCUGACCCCACCACCACUACCCACUGGAGGUCAGAGCUACAUGCGCUGGGAAUACCUGUGUCCACCAAUCGACAGGCAGUGGGAGAUGUCAUUUUGCCUCGGUGUCUCUGUGCCCAGUACCACAGCCCCUACCUGUGCCUGGUCCCGUGGCUCCUACCUGCCCUCCUUGGGAGUGCAUGUUGUACUGUUCCUGCCUCCUGUUACCCUGAUGAUACCACCCCUGUCCCCGGGGGAGGGAGGGAGGGGUGGGGAGACGGACGAGUGACCCCCACUCCCUCAGUGGAACCGAGCUCGACCCGAGACCUUCCCUCCCCAGUCCAGAGGCCGCGGUUCCACACCCACCCCGCGUGACGCUGCGGGGCGGGGUUGCUGCCCAUUCACCGGGGCCGUCAACCCCAGGCCUCCGGGGUGGGGUUCGAGACUCCGAGAUCCCACCUGCACUCACCCUGCAGGCCUCUUCCUCCAACCCCAUGGCUCCCCCUGCACUUUCCCCUCCUCCCCUUUAUUGAGCCUCUGCGGAGCCUUAUUGAUAGAUGACGACAGCCCCGUUAUACUGGGGUUCACAAGAUAAAGGGGGCAGAAGUAGGCCAUUCGGCCCAUCGAGUCUGCUCCGCCACUUCACCAUGGGCUAAACUAUUCUCCCACCUAGCCCCAAUUUCUGGCCUUUUCCCCAUAUCCCUUGAUACCCUGACUGAUUAGAUACCGAUCAAUCUCCUUAAACACCCCCAAUGAUUGGGCCUCCACAGCCGUAUGUGGCAACGGAUUCCAUAAAUCCACGACCCUCCAGCUAAAGAAAUUUCUCCUCGUUUCUGUUCUAAAUGGGUACCCUCUAAUUCUAAGACUGUGCCCUCUAGUCCUGGACUCACCCACCAAGGGAAACAACUUGGCCACAUCUACUCUGUCCAGUCCUUUCAACGUUCGAAAUGUUUCUAUGGGGUUCCCUCUCAUUCUUCUGUACUCCAGUGAAUACAGUCCAGGAGCCGACAAAUGCUCCUCGUAUGUCAGCCCUUUCAUUCCAGGAAUCAUCCUCGUAAAUCGUCUCUGAACCCUCUCCAACAUCAGCACAUCCUUUCUCAGAGAAGGGGUCCAAAUUAUACUGCCCCUCCCCACCAGCACGUACCAAAGCACCCCAGAGGGCUGCGUUACCCUUCAAUAAGGCUGCAGCCAAGCACCUACCUCAGCACCACUUCCUGUGGUUCCUCUAGCAUCUCCUCUCCCCACCC